UGUUCAUGAUACAAACUUUUCUUCUCAUGUAACAUUAAAACAAGAGAAAAUGUAUGAAGCCAAUUUUUUACACACUGGACUGCCCGUACAUUCUACUGACCAAGAUUUAUCAAGGUGUGAUCCUUACCUCGAAGACUUUUUAAAUCCAAAUGGCAUGAAUAAUAACGGCCCCUCUAUCGGCCAAUUACCGUCAACUACUUUAUAUGAGUUUGAGCAGUUUGCUGCUCAAAUUGCAGCUUUAGCAGCCAACAACCAUAUAACUGCUGCUAAUUCAUUUGACGCUUUCCAGUACACUUUUCCUCAAUCCUCAAGAAACAACAUAUUCACUGAACCUUUUUUCAACACAUCGAAUUCUUAUACUAUUCCUAAAGAUGAUUGUCCUAUAGCGACUCCUCCUCCUCAAAAUUUCCCUUCCAUGCAGGGUUUUGAUGUUUCUCCAACUAGCACAUUAAACGAGUUAAGUCCUUGCUCUUCGAUAGAAGAGUCGUUUGAUCAGCAAAUCAAUGCUAAAGUUGAUCCUUCAAUGUCUCAAUCUGAAAACAUGAAUAAACGUGUUUCAGUGGAACAUGAAUCUAAUUUAUCUGGUAGAUCUUUAAAAAAGAAACGAAAAAGUACAGAUGGAAUUUCUAAAUCCAUAACGAAAUCAUUAGAUGGUUUUAAAUCCUCUGCAACUAGAUCUUAUACCAAGAAUGAACCAAUUUCCGAAAAUCACUCCUCAUAUAAUGAAGGAACUACUUGCAUUGAUGGGUUAAGUAUGGGUUCAAGUAUACCAAGCAUAGCCGCUCAAAACUCUUUGAUGGUUAGCGCCGAUAUACCUCCCAAUUAUGUUGAUGUAUUUAGUCAACCUUCUUGGCCUGAAACUGCAAACCAGAGCUUUAUACCAAAUAUGAUUAAUUCAAGCAGAAUUACAGAUACGACUCAAUUUCAUAGUAUUCCAAUGCUUCCUUCAUCACGUGAUGCAGCGAAUUCUACUGCAAAGGUCGCUAUAACGCGACUCAAACCUUCAACUUCAACUAUUAAUUCAUUGCCUCAUUCCCAGAUGCAAUCAAAUAAACAGCAAAAGAAAGUUGCUCAUAACGCAAUCGAGCGCAGGUAUAGAAAUAACAUAAAUGAUCGCAUAAACGAACUCAAAAAUGUGGUUCCUGCUCUUUCCGCUACAAAAUUGAAUAAAGCUACUAUUUUAAGAAAAUCAACCGAAUAUAUUACAUAUUUGAAGAACAAUAACAAAAAAAUCAAGAACGAGAAUGAAGUAUUAAGAAAGAUGAUUGAAGCUCUUCCAGGUGGUGCUGAGCUAUAUAACGCUUAUAAUAUCAAAAAAAUGGCUGUUGAAAGUGUUGAGACUCCAUCGGAUACAUCUGAAGAUCCCGAUUCUCCUCCUGGUAUUCCUUCUAACCAUGAAGAAUUUAAUGAUUAUCUUCCACCAACUCCGCCAUCUGGAAACACUGGUUCAAGAGCAAUGAUGGCUUUAUUCAUGUGUAUGACAUUUUUCACGUCAUCAGGCUACGAUCAGUAUAUAUCCCAUCAUCAUAAUGAAGGCCGUGUUAUGGCUAACAAUGGAUUACCAAUCAAUACCAAGUCCGAAAUUCCAAAAGGAACUUACAAUCCCAAUGACGGUACAAUAACUAUUAAUAUUUGGUAUUUUACCAGAAUUUUCGCCUUCCUUAUGUGCCUGGCAUAUAUUCUUCGACCAUCCUUAUUUUCAAGCCAACCACGUAUUGUUCGUAAAUCAAAGUCAGUUAUCAUCUCUGUUUUAACGGCUAAAACUAAAGAUGCAACUGCACUCUAUUCGUCUCUUUCACGCCUUUCAUAUCGCUCACCGAUGAAUACAUUUGAGCUUUUAGUUGGCCUUUUUACUGAAUUUUUAAAAUUCAUCUCAAGAAGACUUUUAGGAUGGGAAAUUCUUGGCAGCUUUGCUAAUAUAGACUUGGAUGAGAGACUGUGGGAAGUUGGGUUAUGGGGCCGACUUGGUGAAGUUGAAUUAUGUGGUGGAAAUAAAAAAGCAAGUCGUCUUUCAAUUUUAUACACAUGUCUUCGAACAAUCAAUUUGUUGGAGCAUCCUUACACGAUACAGAAAAAUUUGUACAUUAGCUCCUCUCGUAUAUAUGCGAACGCUGCAAUACAAUUUUACAUAGGCCUUCAUUCUAUCCCCUUUUUAUCACGAAAAAUUGCGUCUUCCUUUUGGAAAUUGGCUAUUAAAGGAAAAAGAAGUAGUGGCCCUGAAGAGAAAUGGUUUGAAAUCGCUCUUAUCUGUGACUCAAAAAGUAAUAUGUGGAAAGUUGUAGUCAACAAGAUCGGCGACUACGCUCUUCAUUCACCAAAAAAAAAUGAUGAACCCAUUUCAAUCAUGAGAAAUACUACUAUACCGCUUAUUCAUGUUUCAGACGCGCAAGCUUUUAUUCACCUUAAAGAAACCUUUUCUAACUUCGUUUCUAUGCGAUAUGGUAAUAAAAAGAAUGCAAAGAAAAGUAAAUUCACUUUUGCUGAGUUACUUAGUGUCACUACACCGACAUCUCUGACACACUGGUACGCUUUGGUUGGAUGUGCCGUUCAGGCUUUUUCAGAAGGAAAACAUUCUCCUGGUGAAAAGUUCGUAACUAAGUUAAGGGAAGAAUUUCAAAAAACGGACAACAGCUUAAACAAGCAGAUUGUUGCUAUGGGUUUACUUUCUUAUAUUCUUCUAAUAUAUGGUAAAGUUGAGGCUUCCGUUCGUUGCGCCGAUAAAGCUAGUACUGCUGUAUCUUUACGAAGGAAAGAAGAAAAAACAGGCGUUGUUGAAGAUGGUUCAUCAGAUAAGGAUUCAGAAGUUCGAAAAAUAGAGCACGAUGUUCACACUCUUGCAGAAUUUUGCGUUGGUUGGAUUGUUUUAGAAGCAAGAAUAAUCGGAUGGAAGAAAAUUGAGGGUCUUUCAUUGGAAAAUAAAGAUGAAGUGUUAACUGGUAUUCUUGAUGUUGAGGCUCGUCUGAAACCUUCUCUUGAUAGUUGGAUACGUUAUUUACGUCGUUUAUCAAAAGCUGAAGUGUUUAACACAAUUCCAAAAUCUCGUGAAGAAUUUAUAAAGAACCUUGAGACUCUUGGAAGAAUUGUGGGCGGAAUAGAUGAUAGUAUUGACUUGAUAAAUUGUUUUGAUGACAAUUUUAUUAAUGAGGGAAAUUGCGCCAAUCAAAAUGAUGAUAAUAGGGCCGUAAGGGCUUGGAAUGCUCUAAAGGCAAUGUAA
This is a messenger RNA of Dentiscutata erythropus, 3214 nucleotides long. The record is from the annotation of a GenBank genome assembly. NCBI's taxonomy places the organism in Eukaryota, Fungi, Glomeromycota, Glomeromycetes, Diversisporales, Gigasporaceae.